Messenger RNA from Polyodon spathula (Mississippi paddlefish), 2996 nucleotides. RefSeq names its product ubiquitin-conjugating enzyme E2 variant 2-like. Lineage: Eukaryota; Metazoa; Chordata; Actinopteri; Acipenseriformes; Polyodontidae. Gene Ontology annotation, biological process: DNA damage tolerance; protein K63-linked ubiquitination. The record is from RefSeq and is a predicted model, not a curated record. The coding region runs from base 62 to 499 and encodes 145 amino acids. Gene Ontology annotation, cellular component: nucleus. The transcript has 4 exons.
CGCGUUGCCCACGUGACCAUGAUGUCAGGGGUUUGUGUCGUUCUGGAUUCGGCUGGACAAGAUGGCGGCCUCCACAGGAAUUAAAGUACCUCGUAAUUUCCGCUUGUUGGAAGAGCUUGAAGAAGGACAGAAAGGAGUGGGUGAUGGUACUGUCAGUUGGGGCCUUGAAGACGAUGAAGAUAUGACACUUACCAGAUGGACAGGAAUGAUCAUUGGACCACCAAGGACUAACUAUGAAAACAGAAUAUACAGUCUCAAAGUAGAGUGUGGACCUAAAUAUCCAGAAAUAGCACCAACUAUUAGAUUUGUAACAAAAAUUAGUAUGAAUGGAAUAAAUAAUUCCAAUGGAAUGGUGGAUUCACGUAGCAUACCAGUUCUUGCUAAAUGGCAAAACUCCUAUAGCAUUAAAGUUGUACUUCAAGAGCUAAGGCGCCUAAUGAUGUCCAAAGAGAAUAUGAAGCUUCCGCAGCCACCUGAAGGACAGGCCUACAGCAGUUAAUUAUAAUAGAUUGUUAUAACCCUCUGUCUUAAAAUGUUAUUCUCCUAAAAUGUCAUGUCAAUUUUCACAGUGCUUACCAUCAACACAUAAAGAAUUUAAUCAGCAGGUGCAAGAGUGAGACAUUUGUAAUGGUAAAAUAAAAUAUUUGCCCAUUAUGUGAGUCAUAGCUUAAAAUAAAAAAAUUAGAACGGCACAAUUUUAUUAUUUUUCUUUAAGGCACUGUUUGUGGAACAUAAACUUAAAGGUAUGUUAUAUGUGAAAACUUAAAAGUUGAGCUUUUACUAGGAGGGAAGAAAAACAUGAGAUGAAAGUUCAAGUCAUAGCAGAACUGUCGUGUGUGUGUGUGUGUGUGUGUGUGUGUGUGUGUGUGUGUGUGUGUUACAAUUACUGGUAAGAAACAGAAAUAGGAUGUGUAUAUAUAAUUGCAUGCUUAAAAAAAACAUCUAAAUAAAAGCUGCAAAAUUAAAAAUUAGUAAAAUCUAGCAGAUGCACUGAAAUAUGUUGCUGAUUUUGUUAAUGAAUAUUGUGGGUGUAGACUACUAGUAGUGUCGCAGUGUUUUAAGGGUUUUUUUGAUACCUGUAUUCAUGAAAAACAAUUGAUUUCUGUAAAGCAGCUUUUGUGUGACAUGUAAUAGACAUUGCAAAUAUUUGUUUAGAGUUAUUAAAACUUGCAUUUAACUUGUUGUGACAAACAAAUAAGACAAUAGGUGUAUGGAAAUGUAAUUUUUCUGAGAAGUAUGGACUUCCUUUUUGACACUUCUCAUUUAGGUUCAGAGCAUUCCUUUUUAUACAUUUCUGAAAAAUACUUUGUUGUUAUUGUAAUGCAUCCAGCAUUACAAUAAAAAGUUCAGCUGCAUGCAAUAUUGUCAUUGAGAUGUACUGAAAAUGUGGAAGUUGAACCUGCAAUUGCCACGUUUCCCCCAUUACUGUAUAGUGACUCCUAGAGAUCAAACAUUUAAAUGCAAUAGUCUGGCUCUUGUAAGAUUCUAAUGAUACACGUUUUAUGUUUGUGCCGUUAGGUUUUUUUUUUUUUUUCCCUCGCUCAUUUUUAUUUUUAAUGUUGUGUAUUGUAACGAAAAUAAAGUUAAUUCUGACAUGAAAAAUGUGUCAAGAAAUUGAAAAUAAAAUUACAAUUUAAGGAUUGUUAUCACAUAAAGUGAAAAUGGGCAUGGGUUAAUUCAUGUGUUUGUAUUUUACUGUCAUCCACAAGGAGAUCUGUGUGGUAACUGAAUUUAUAAAAUAUUACCGUUUUUUUUUUUUUGUUUGUUUGUUAGUUUUUUUGUUCGUUUUUUUUUCCCAUGCAGUUGCCCUGAUUUUGGGCAGUACAGGAAUACUGGCAUUUACUUUAGGGUGUUUCCUAUAGAGAAUCUGUGGGUUUGCUAGAAUGUGUCAUCUACAAUUCCUAAAUUGUGUUGUUGAAAUUUAGGGUUAAAUGGCACGUGAUUUCUUUCUUUUUGCUGUGGCUUCUUAAAAUUCCAGUCUUUAUUUUUGUAAACAUUGGCAUUUUUGGUUAACUUGAACAUCUGCUGCCUUGGAUUUAUUUUCCAGUUCAAAAAAUGAUGUGUUCAGUCAAUAAAUCUGUUAGUAAAUCUAGGUGAUGUUAAAAAAACAAAAAAAACAAACAUAGGAGGCUGCAUGCAUAUCUCACUUUUAGCGAAGGUUAUAUCCUGCCUAAAGUGGGCUUGCCUGAUUUAGAUGAGAAUGUAAAAAGUUAACAAGAAUUUUUUCCAACUGCUAUAAUUGAGGGGCAGAGUGGCCUGCCUUUCUCUGUCCCGACAUUUGAUUUGCAAAUCUAUUUGGCUAAAUCUUGGGAACCCCUUUGCUCUUGUGAAUUAAACCUUGCUAUCAUGUUGUACUGUACAUACAACAGGUGAAAGAGAAAUGUCGUAAAUUUUGACAAGAAAGCACAUUUUGAUGUUCAUACUUGUCAGAUUAAUACUUGUACCAAAAAUAAUAUAAACAUGAAAAAAAUAAAAUGUAACAAAAUAAAAGCCUCACGUUUUCCUCGUAGAUAUUCACCAAACCUGUCAUGAACGUGAACACUAAACUAGGAAACUACAUGGUGUGAGAGCCUCACACACAAACCAAUUAAGCCUUUAUGUUCUGUGCAGUGUGGGGUGCCUUUAAAACAUUCUUCGCAGUUAAAAUACAUCAUUCAUUAAAGUACCUAAUGUUAUAUAAAUUCAGUGAUAUGAAAAACAUUUACAAACAAAUCGUAGGGAGGUCACACAAGUGUCAAGCUUGUUACUUAUCCUAAUUAUAAUGCGUUAAAAAAAAAAGCUUGCAGUUGGUGAAUGUGGGCAUCGAUCCCGCUACCUCACAUACGGGAGGGUCUAUAACUUCAGUUAUUUGCCCCUGCCAGUAAUUGUUUAAUUCUCUGCUUAUCUGAAAUUUUGUUAUGUAAUAGACCAUGGAGGUUCUGUAAACUACUUAUUGACAUCAUUUUUAUAAAUACAAUUUAUAUAGUACUUUACAAUACCUUACUCAGUUUUUUCAU